Molecule: messenger RNA, 5122 nt
Organism: Oryzias melastigma (Indian medaka)
Lineage: Eukaryota; Metazoa; Chordata; Actinopteri; Beloniformes; Adrianichthyidae
Product: mitogen-activated protein kinase-binding protein 1
Exons: 32
Coding region: 315-4688 (1457 amino acids)
Molecular function (GO): protein binding
Source: RefSeq, a predicted model, not a curated record
UCAAAUACAAACAGAGAUCUGAUCGAGGCUGUCAGAUAAAAUCCAUCAAGUCAAACUGAGGUUUGGCGCCCAGACUUCUUCUCCGCUCAGCUGGCCUCUUCCCUCAAUCCGAUUAAAACGGCGGGAACAAAAGCGGCCAUUGAUGCAAUCACGAGACCAGAUUGAAGGAUCGAUGAAGGAGGCCAGCCUCCACCUCUGAGCCGGUUAGGGCGGAGCUGCAGACGGGCGGACCGGAGCGGGACUCGGGCUCACGCGCUCACACAGCAGACCCGCUCCAGGCGCGUGACGGUGCGGGCUCCGGUUCGAGCGUCAGGAUGCCGGGAGAUGGAUUCACCAUCAGAAGUCGCAUCAAGAAUCUGCUGCGAUCUCAGUCGAUCAGGAGCAAAAAGAAGAGCAGAGGAGACCUCCCCGGGAAGGUGACUCUGGAGAAGGUGCUGGGCAUCACAGCUUCAGGAAACAGCGCUCUGACCUGUGAUCCGAAGUCUGGACUCAUCGCCUAUCCUGCAGGGUGUGUGGUGGUCCUGCUGGACCCCAGGAACAACAGACAGAACCACAUCAUCAACACUUCCAGGAAAACCAUCACAGCUUUGGCCUUUUCUCCUGAUGGGAGGUAUCUGGUCACAGGAGAGAGCGGUCACCUGCCCGCCGUCAGGCUGUGGGACGUGGCGGAGCGCCGGCAUGUGGCGGAGCUCCAGAAGCACAAAUACGGCGUCUCCUGCGUGGCGUUUUCCCCCAACAACAAGUACAUCGUCAGUGUGGGAAACCAGCACGACAUGAUGGUCAACGUUUGGGCGUGGAAGAUGGACGUGGUGGUGGCGGCUAACAAAGUGUCCAGUAAGGUGACGGGCGUCUCCUUCUCCGAGGACAGGUCUUACUUUGUGACGGUCGGGAACAGACACGUCAAGUUCUGGUAUCUGGACCACUGCAAGGCCAGCAAGACCAGCGCCGCCGUGCCGCUGCUGGGACGCGUCGGGCUGCUCGGAGAACUGAGGAACAACUUCUUCUGUGACGUGGCUUGUGGGCGGGGCUCCAGCUGUGACUCCACCUUCUGCAUCACCAGCUCGGGGCUGCUGUGUGAGCUCAACAAGAGCAGGACGCUGGACAAGUGGGUGGACCUGCAGACCAGCAUGGCGCAGUCCAUCUCGCUGUCUGAGGACUCGCUGUUCUGCGGCUGCGCAGACGGCAUCGUGCGGGUCUUCAGUCCAGACCUGCGGUUUGUGGGGACGCUGCCGCGGCCGCACGCCCUCGGCGCCGACGUUUCCAGCCGUGCGUGUGCCACCAAAGCAGACUACCCAGAUGUCAUCGGCGUCGCCUACGACUCCGCCCACCGCUGGCUCAGCUGCGUGUACAACGACCACAGCCUGUACGUGUGGGACGUGAGAGACGUGCAGAGGGCGGGGAAGCUAAACUCCGCCCUCUUCCAUGCUGCAUGCGUCUGGGACCUGCAGAUGUUUCCAGAUGUUUCUGGAGAACCCCCCUCAGGUUUGUCCGAUUUGUCGGGUUCGUCUUCCGGCGGUUUCCUCACCUGCUCGGCGGACGGCACCGUCAGGCUGUGGUGCACUGAGGAGCGGACCCAAACCCACAAGAACUCCCAGAACUUCCUCAGCAAAGAUCUCUUGAGGAUAAUCUACACCAACAGAAGCACCGGCGCCGUCCUGGACCCGGAAUGUUCAGCAGACAAAAGUGAGCCCAGAAGCGGCAUCAGAACCAUCAGCGUCAGCCCGGACGGCAAACACCUGGCGUCUGGAGACCGCGGCGGGAUGCUCAGGAUCCACGACCUCAGCAGCCUGGAGGAGGUCAUGAAGGUGGAAGCCCACGACGCCGAGAUCCUCUGCCUGGAGUACAGUAAACCAGAAACAGGUCUGCAGCUGCUGGCCUCGGCGAGCCGGGACCGCCUCAUCCACAUCCUGGACGCCAGCAGCGGCUACAGUUUGGUGCAGACGCUCGACCAGCACUCCUCCUCCAUCACAGCCGUCCGCUUUGCAGUGAAUGAGAACAAAGUCAGCAUGAUCAGCUGCGGCGCCGACAAGAGCAUCUACUUCCACACGGCGCAGCAGACGGACAGAGGAACGGAGUUCCGGCGUUCCCACCACAUGGUGAGGAAAACCACGCUCUAUGACAUGUCUGUGGACGCCACCAGCAAGUACGCCGCCGUCGGCUGUCAGGACCGCUGCGUCAGGAUCUUCAACAUCAGCAGCGGCAAACAGAAGAAGGUCUAUAAAGGAUCCGUGAGUGAAGACGGGAUUCUGCUGAAGGUUCAGGUCGAUCCGUCGGGUCAGUACGUGGCCACCAGCUGCUCCGACAAAAACAUCAGCAUCUUCGAUUUCUACAGCGGCGAGUGCGUGGCCACGGCGUUCGGACACUCGGAAAUCGUCACAGGAAUGAAAUUCACAAAUGACUGCAAGUAUCUGAUCACCGUUUCUGGAGACAGCUGCAUCUUCAUGUGGCGGCUCGCUCCAGAGCUGACCUUCACCAUGAAGGAGAGGCUCCAUCAGCUCCAACGAAACCCCAACUCGCCGCCGUUCAGGUCGUCUGCACUCAGGCGGGAGGUCCACAGCGCUCCGGUUCUGGGCAGUCUGACCUCCAACCACCACCUGCAGGAAGAUGGAGAGGAGGUGGAAGACGGCAGCGACCACGACGACGGCUCUGGCAGCAGCUCCUCAGACAACAGCCACGAAGACGAAGAAUCAGGAUCCUGGGAUGAAGGGCAGAACCUGGAGACGGUGAGGUCUUCUCAUCCUGUAGCUCCUCCCCACGGUGGAGCCGGCGGUCAGGUGACUCCCGACGCGGCCAAGCGUCCGCGGCGGCGUUGGUCUCAUCGCAUCGGCUCCCUGGAACUGAUGGUGAAGUCCAUGCUGGACCUGCGACAGCUGGAGACCUUCGGUCCAAAGAAAACCACCAACUGGCUCGACAGAGACAAACCGAUCACCUCCAGCCUGCAGGACUCCAUGGAGCAGGUGGAGGAGAGGUCCCGGAGACGCUGGCGUUGGCUGUCCCCCCCUAGAGACGUCGCCGCCGCGCUCUUUCCAGAGGAAAGCGAGCUUUCGGACGGCGAGUACGCAGUGAGGGAGUGCCGCGACAGCUCCUCGGAGCGGGGACUCCUCAGCCAGAGCCAGGACGGCUGCAGCCCGGACAGCGCCUGUUCGCUCGGAUACGACAGCAGGGAGUCCAUCCCGGACUGCAGCCCGGACUGGGAGCCGCUCGGAAAGCCGGAGCCGAGUCGCUACUUAGAGUCUCGUAACCGCAGCAGCUCUGAGGAGGAAGAGGAGGAUGAGAAAGAGGAAAUGGCGGAAGCGGUGACGAGUUUGGACGAAGCUCUGAGGAGAGUCAACGCCGACCACGGUCAGCAGGACUUCCUGAAGGAGAACUACGAGACCCUGGGAGAAAGCUGCAGCAUUGAGCAGAACUGUGCCCAGAGGGUCAGUAUCUCCUCGCGCUUCCUGUCCAGAGGACGCCAUGACAGAAGAGUUCCUCUGUUUACCAAAAUGGCGGGAAAAGACCUCGACGCCAAACUCCCACUGCUGAGGGUCCAGACGACGAUGGAGGACGGUUCUGUGUCCGGCUGCAGAGCUGAGGGGGAGCCUGACGUCCCGGUUAAACUCAGAACCAGCAGGAAGUCGUCCGGAUCCCACCUCUGGAGAAGGUCCAGCCCGGCGUGGAAGGACUCGCUGAGCGUGGACUCCCCUUUGCAGAAGUCCCAUUCCGCUCAGAACCUGGCUUCAAACUCUCUGGGCUCCCCUGCGCCCCCUGGCGUCCAAAGGGAGUCACGCGUUAGACCUCAGCUGCUGUGGCUGUCUGCAGAUAACCUGAAGCCCCCCUUCCUCGUUUCCUCGCCGUCCUCCGGGUCUCCCGGCUCCCCCGGGUCGCCACAGCCCUGGGAGAGCCCCAAAUCCAGGAGCCCGCACUCCUACAUGAACCCCACCAUCAGCUCUCUGGCCAAAAGCAGCAGGUCGCUGUCUCUGGGCGAUGACCUCCAGUCCGUCUCGCCGCCGCACUCCCCGUGCUCCUGUGGGAGCAGGAGGAGGUCCUCCGGCGGCGACGUGGAGAUGGAGCCGCCGCUCUUCUCCUCCUCUCCUGUUACCGCCUCGGUUUCAUCGAUGCCGUCGCUCCUUCUGAGUCCUCCUCGGAGUCGACCUGCAGCCUCACCUGUCCGUCUGAACGCCCCGCCCUCUCGCAUCCCGCUCCUCAGCGCCGGACACCUCCACAAGAUGAAGCCGAGCUCCAGCUGGUGCGGCGCCGCUGUGGGCGGAGCCUCCAGCCCAGCGGACGCUGGCUACCAUGUUCCACCCUCACCUGAAAAACUCAAAGCGUGUUCCAGACAGCUGUCUUUGGGUCUGGAUCCGGUUUCUCCAAGUUCGCUGCCUGUACGGCAGAAAAGGUCGUCUCUACCUGAGAGGAGAGCGGGAGAUGAAAAACAGCGCCCUCUGGUGGCUGGAGAUGUCUUCAGCACAAACCCACAACCAGAUUCGGCCGUCUCCAUGGAAACCUGCAGGCGAACCGCCACAGAUCUUCAAAGCAGUCUGCAGAAGACGGUGGAGCUGUUUGCGAUGUUACCGCGCAGAAACCAGCGCCUCAGCGAGGAGCAGCAGGAGAUGAGAGAUGUCCUGACCGAAGCUCUGCUCUCGGUGAGAGCUCAGCUGGACUCCCUGCCUCUCCUAAACUCCCCCCAUGAGGGAGCUGAGGGGUAAAAGGUGAAGGAAAGAGAAGCUCCGCCCCCUCCACCUGCUCAGAAACGCUGCUGGAGAACUUCCUGUUACACAGACGAUGUGGUUUUUAGUUUUAUGCACUUUAACCUUUGAAAAGUCGCCUUUUUAAGCUUUCUCCUUCUGAAUUAAAGUGUCAAAAAGCACAAACACACAGUUCUAAACCAGAUCAAGUUUAUUUCAGUAAAAAGUUUGUAAUAUUUUACAGCAGGAAAUGAUGUCCGAACAGAUGCUUUCUGCCCUCUGAGGAGACUUCAUUCCUGAAAAUAAUUUCUCUUCCUGUAACUUUCCAUGAAAGACUGUGAAAUUAAUAUUGAUUAAUAUGUCUUUUCAAAACAUUUUGUAGAGUUUUAAACUUUUCUAAAAGUUGUUUUAUCGUCCUGUUGAAUAAUAAAAACGGAACAUUCCGGAUCAGAAAA